Messenger RNA from Physella acuta, 760 nucleotides. RefSeq names its product deoxynucleoside triphosphate triphosphohydrolase SAMHD1-like. Gene Ontology annotation, biological process: dGTP catabolic process. The record is from RefSeq and is a predicted model, not a curated record. NCBI's taxonomy places the organism in Eukaryota, Metazoa, Mollusca, Gastropoda, Physidae. Gene Ontology annotation, cellular component: nucleus. Gene Ontology annotation, molecular function: dGTPase activity.
GUACACAGUUUCUGAAUGUCAUCAUGACAUGGAAGCAUUUGCCCAGUUGACCGAUCAUGUCUUGUUCCGAAUAAAGUAUUUCAAAUUAGAAGAAAGUGACGAGGGAACAGAUAAACAUAGAGAAAUCACCAAAGCUAAACAGAUACUUGAUAAUAUUUUCAAUAGGAAACUUUUCAAAUGUGUGUAUGAAAGUCCGCCUUGUACACCGAAAAUAGCCAAACAGUUUAAAGAUCAACAAGAUAAAAUACAUACAAGAAAAAUGUGCAAAGAAAUUCUAGAUAAGAUUAGAGAGGAAUUACAAGAAUGCCAGCCUAACAUAGAAGAUAAGCAAGAUAAUGACGAUAUUUAUGCUGAGAUAUCAUACAUUGACUUUGGGAUGAAAGAAGAAAACCCUGUGACUAGGUUAAAAGUGUAUACUAAAGAAAAACCAAACGAAGCUAAAGAGUUAUCUAAAGAUGAGACAACCAAGAUAUUUGAACCAACUUCCUACGAUGAAGUGAUUGUUAGAGUUUUUACGGAAAGAAAAAAGAACGAUAAAGUUACUGCAAUUAUCAAACGUUCUGUCAAGCAGAUAAUAAAGGCAUACUAGUCUUUUAUUAUUAUAAUUUUUACAACAGCUUUUACUAAAGUAAGAGAGAGCUGUUUCAUUUCAAGUCUUAACAUGUAACCCAAUGUUUUUUUUAGUCAAUUUAAAGGGAAAACGUUAAAGCUCGAAAAUAAUUUAGAAAUAACAAUCUAUUAAAAUUACUUUUUCAUUGUA